AUGCUCGAUAAACCAGUGGGGGAUAACUACACUCGCAUGGUCACUGAGGGCAAGAUCCUGGCGGAUCCGCUGACAAGAGGGGUGAGGCCAGCAGGGAAAAGUAUUGCGGUUUUCGAUGAUUCUGUCGAGCGCGACCUGCAGCCGGACAUGUACUUUCCGGCGGCUCCUACUCCUACUGAAGAAAAGAAGUACAGAAGAGACUACGAGCCUGGCAAGAUGAAUGUACAUUGGGGAAUGGUAGACUUGGAACGAGAGACGGACCCCAAGGAUAUCAUUCACGGCAUCAAGUCGCUUACUGGAGAAAACGCUGAGAAGACUAUGAAAGCCCAAGAGAGAGUGGGUGUUGAAGCUUACAUGGAUGAGUGUGCUGAGCAAGUGUAUGCCUCUACCAAGCGGGAGCCUUUGGGGAAGGCCUAUAUACGAGGACACGAGUUGCCAGAAGUCACUAAGGCGACCUCGUUCAAGGGCUUUGGCUUCAAGCCCCCGGAUUCGGAAUUCAAUGCUAAGGAGAGUAUCUUCCCUGUUGAUGUUGCUAGAGAGGAGACGCCUGCUGUACAGGAGAGAUACCGAUUAACUCACAACGACUAUCGGUGUGGGGAGAUGAUCAGUCGUGACUACGAAUGGCCGGAAGAGACGGAGAAUUCCUACUUCCGAUUUGGAAAGACAGAGAAGGCUAAGCUUCCAGCUGGAGAAGGAGCGAAGCAGGCUUUGAUUUGGAACCCCGCGAACGAGAAGACUAGAAUCGUGGGCUUGCGGGCUGAGGCAGCGCGGGAGGUUCUCAAUGAACCUCUUGGUGAGACAAAGAAUCUCAUGCAGGGUCCGCUGCCUGUGCCGGAAGGAUUCGUGUUUGGCGUUAAGUCUGGUACUGUAAAAGCAAGCUCCACUGACAAUAUCACGGCAGCUGACUGCAUACACUAUAACGCUUCAAACGAAAAGGAAAUUCUACCCGAUGCGGACCUUGGAAAAUGUAUGAAGCGUGGCAAGCGAAACGUCACUGAGGAACUCCGUCAUUUCGGUCGCCCUAGCAUCAGGACUGAUAUCCCGAAGCCUAAAGUAAGGAGCGUAGCCGACAUACAGAACUACGGCGAUGAGGUUGGCUGUGACAGCUUACUGCAUCCUCAGAGAUUCGAGUCAAUGGGUGUCACAGAUGAGCAGUUCUUACAGCGCAGAUCCAAGGAGGAAUUGCGUUCGAUCGUGCAGUUGGUAUUGCCGACUAAGUAUGCACCAGAUAAGGAGUCAAAGAACAUCCUGUUCGAGAAGCUUUGGCCUGAGGCCGUUGCCGUGUAUGGGGAUGAGGAGGAACUUGCCUCUCUGGACAGUUUCUUCUACGUCUUCACUCAACUGGUCGUAAAGCCUCGAAUGAAGAAAGAGACGAGUAUGGCCUGA
Molecule: messenger RNA, 1386 nt
Organism: Perkinsus marinus ATCC 50983
Lineage: Eukaryota; Perkinsozoa; Perkinsida; Perkinsidae
Exons: 16
Coding region: 1-1386 (461 amino acids)
Source: RefSeq, a predicted model, not a curated record